Galeopterus variegatus (Sunda flying lemur) is the source of this 724-nucleotide messenger RNA. RefSeq names its product kelch-like protein 20. The coding region runs from base 1 to 597 and encodes 198 amino acids. Gene Ontology annotation, molecular function: protein binding. NCBI's taxonomy places the organism in Eukaryota, Metazoa, Chordata, Mammalia, Dermoptera, Cynocephalidae. The transcript is spliced from 5 exons. The record is from RefSeq and is a predicted model, not a curated record.
AUGUACCAAGACAAUAAAUUUGGUCCCUAUGAUCUUCCCAAGCUUGGUUUCUCUUGCUGCAGGUAUGAUCCAAAGGAGAAUAAGUGGACUCGGGUGGCUUCUAUGAGUACCAGAAGACUAGGCGUGGCUGUGGCUGUGUUAGGAGGGUUCUUAUAUGCUGUAGGUGGCUCUGACGGGACAUCUCCACUCAACACAGUGGAGCGCUACAAUCCUCAGGAAAACAGAUGGCACACCAUAGCCCCUAUGGGGACUCGGAGGAAACACCUAGGAUGUGCAGUGUAUCAGGAUAUGAUCUAUGCUGUAGGAGGUAGAGAUGACACUACAGAGCUUAGCAGUGCUGAGAGAUACAACCCCAGAACUAACCAGUGGUCUCCAGUGGUAGCCAUGACAUCCCGCCGUAGUGGGGUUGGCCUGGCAGUGGUCAAUGGACAGCUCAUGGCAGUAGGAGGUUUUGAUGGCACAACGUACUUGAAGACCAUUGAAGUUUUUGAUCCUGAUGCCAAUACGUGGAGGUUAUAUGGCGGGAUGAAUUACCGUCGGCUAGGGGGUGGCGUAGGAGUUAUUAAAAUGACACAUUGUGAAUCCCAUAUAUGGUGAACAUAUAGAAGAGUCUUGUAUUCUGGAGAGCUACGACUUUGGAGCUUUGUACAGCUUGAGAAAACAUUAGAACAAAUUUUAUUCUUUGCCGGUGCCUCAACAUAUGGAAAUACAAACCCAAUGAAAG